AUGAGAAUUCCUUUUGCCGAAUACAUCGGUCAGCAUGUUUUGGUCAUGGAUGGUGGUCAAGGAACUGACCUUGAAGCCCGUGGAAUCGCUGUAGACAAUCCACUUUGGUCAACUGUUGCAUACUUAGACAGGGACGAGAAGCAGUUAAAAUGCGUUCGAGAUAUGUACAAGUCAUUCAUUGAUGCAGGUUCCAACACUCUCACGACUGUCACAUAUCAGAGCUCUUUUCAGUCAUUGCGCAAAUACAGCAAUGGUAAAAUCAGUAGCGAGGCUGACUAUUUUAAAUUUCUCGACUACAUACUCGAUUUCACUGAAAAUCAAUGCCUCACUUCAGACCAAUACUUAAUUGGCAGCAUUGGACCCUACGCUAGCUUUUUAUUGAACGGCACGGAAUAUUCUGGUGAUUACGGUCCUGAGAAGGUCGAUUUCGUCGAUUAUUACCGCCCCCAGGUUACCCACUUCGCGUCAGCGGCUCGUGUCGACUGCAUCGGAUUCGAGACUGUGCCUCAAUUUUGCGAGUUUAAAGCACUUUUGAGCCCCGAAUUUGCGAACUUGUGCUCUUCUAAACCGUACUACAUAAGUAUCACCACAGACAAGGAUGGAAAUUUGAGAGACGGAACCUCGGCGGAGGAGCUUUGCAAUUUUAUCGAAAAUAAAGCAAGAGAGCUGCCUUCUAAUCUUGUUUUUCUCGGCAUCAACUGCAUUGAAUUCGAAUAUUGUUCGGCGAUUUUAGCUAUACUAAACAACAGGCUCACCAAGUGCCGCGUGCGAUUCAAAGCCGCUUAUCCAAAUUCUGGCGAAAUAUAUGAUGGGUCAUCUCAUUCUUGGCUUCAAAAUCCAGACCCCAGUGCAUGUCAGACUUGGGAAAACUUGGCCUCAGAACUCUUGGAACAGAACUGUCGCAUGAUCGGUGGCUGCUGCCGUACUACUUCUGAACACAUUGGUCGUAUUGCCGCAAUCGUGCGCGGACAUGCUUGA
This is a messenger RNA of Lachancea meyersii CBS 8951, 978 nucleotides long. The record is from the annotation of a GenBank genome assembly. Lineage: Eukaryota; Fungi; Ascomycota; Saccharomycetes; Saccharomycetales; Saccharomycetaceae.